GUCGACUCUUCCUUCUGCUCGUGCGCUUCGCAACACUUGUUGCCCAGAUCGCUACAAAUAAUCAGCAUUGUCGCUGGUGAGUGAAGUUUGUCUGAAGUUAGGAAAGUAUAACAGCACAGAAUGUCCAAGCCCAAGCUCCAUUAUUUUAAUGGACGAGGAAAAAUGGAGUCUAUUCGCUGGCUUUUGACAGCUGCUGGUGUUGAGUUUGAGGAAGAAUACCUUGAGACCAGGGAACAGUAUGAAAAGCUACUGAAUGAUGGAGCUCUCCUGUAUGAGCAGGUACCUAUGGUUGAAAUUGAUGGAAUGAAAUUGGUCCAGACCAAUGCUAUUCUGAACUACAUUGCAGCAAAACACAAUCUUUAUGGAAGAGAUAUCCAAGAAAGAGCACUAAUUGACAUGUAUUCAGAGGGAGCCAGAGAUCUGAUGACACUGGUGAUGCGUCAUCCAUUUCUUCCUUCAGAACAAAAGGACAGUGACCUCACACUGAUAAAUAAUAAGGCCAAAAAUAGAUACUUCCCAGCAUUUGAAAAGGUUCUCAAGAGUAGUCACAGCGGAUAUCUGGUUGGUAACCAGCUCACCGUUGCUGAUCUUAACGUUCUUGAGGCAAUCUUGAUGAUUGAAGACAACGCACCCAAAAUUCUGUCAGAAUUCCCACAUCUGCAGAAAUUCAAGUUGAAAAUCAGCAAUAUCCCAAGAAUUCAGAAGUUCCUGCAACCGGGCAGUCCCAGAAAGCCACCACCAGAUGACCAUUAUGUUCAGGUUGCAAGAGAAGUUCUCAGAUUUUGAGAGGAAUGUCAUGAACUACACAUCUCAAAGCUGAGUUCCAAUUUUAAAGAUAAAGUGUCUUUAAUGUGAAAGUAAGAUUCCAAAGCGCUUCACAAUCAUUUUGCAUCAAAUAUUGUUCAAAUCAUCAUAAUUUUAACAUUUUAAAUAUCAGUCUGCAUUCAUAGCUGAUAAGUAUUUUUGAUUCCCUGAAUAAUUCUAUACUUAUGAUGUAGAAAAUUGCUUUUGAAGAAAUGUAUUUCUGAACUUCAGAUUAAAAUGUUGAAAAACAACUGUGUAAAUCAAGAGUAAAACCUAUAUACAAAGUUUGAAAA
This is a messenger RNA of Stegostoma tigrinum, 1097 nucleotides long. RefSeq names its product glutathione S-transferase, alpha tandem duplicate 1 (gene gsta.1). The record is from RefSeq and is a predicted model, not a curated record. Gene Ontology annotation, molecular function: glutathione transferase activity. Gene Ontology annotation, biological process: glutathione metabolic process. The transcript has 7 exons. The coding region runs from base 121 to 786 and encodes 221 amino acids. NCBI's taxonomy places the organism in Eukaryota, Metazoa, Chordata, Chondrichthyes, Orectolobiformes, Stegostomatidae.